AUGAACGUUACUUUGCCUCUGUGGGUUGACUCGACAAUAGUAACGCCUUCAGGAAGACAUUCAAACUAUGGCAACCACACCACCAAUGGACCUGGUCAUGAUCAGUUUUUUAACCAAAUCAAUUCCUCCAUGGAAGAUAACAGAAAAUACAUGCCUCAAGUCGAUGCGUACUUUGUCUUAUCAUUUGGGUCCAUAGCAUUCGUUGUCACGUUUGGAACGGCACUGCUUUUUAUUCGGUUGUUUCAACCACAUCAGCUCGGCGACACAGAACGAACGUUUCCGCACUUGCAGUUUUUCUUAGCUGGCUUCCUCAAUGCACUGGCUGGAGUUUUUAUCGUGUUUGCCAGCAGCGGAAGACGGACAGCACCGUACCUGCAAGCGAUUUUAGGCAAUGCCAUGAUUCCUCUUAUUAUAACGCUUCGGUAAGUGAAGAAGACGUGACUAUUAAAAUUUAAUUUACUUGAACUUUAACUGAUGCGUUAUCCUUUCGUGCCGAAUUAAUUAUUAAACUAAAGUCAGCAACUAGCCUUAAAUCAGUUGAAUGACAAUAAAAUCAAUGACAUUAUUCUUCGCUAUUAUUAUUAUUAAGUGAUAUUAUGAUUGCUGAUUAUGGCUAUGCAUGAUAUGGUUACUGCAUGGUUAUCGUAUUGUAAUGCAUUUAUUACAGUCACCAAGCCCCUCCCCCUGUAUAUAUAAUAUUAGUAACAAUUUCUCGUUUUCCCACUAUUUCCACUCGUGUUGAUAUAACUGUUAUCAACACGGAAAAAAUGUUUUAUAUCUUUUUUUAUAAUUUAGCAUGACUUUCGGUCGCCCGAUAUUGAAGUCUCAACUUAAUAUUUUGCCACAUUGGGCUCAAAAGAAUUCAAUAAGUUAUAUUUAUUUAUCACGUAAACUUAGUUUUGACAGAUGCUUUCUAGAAAAUCUAAUCAAAUAAAUCGUAGCUAUGUAUAGUUUCCGCAAAAACGCACGCGGAAUUAAUUAAACAAUCAGUUCGCUUCAUUGUCAUGCACAGUUAUUUUCGUGCAGUAAUGUGCAUAGGCAUAUUCAUGAGAUGGGGGGAUAGAAAACCAUAGAAAUUCGGGCAAAUUCUAGGAAAAAUCGUGAAAAUUGGGGCAGAUUUAUCAGAAAGUAUGUUAAAUUCAGGUUAUUUCAUUACAAUCUUCCAUAAAAAUGUGAGCCCCGUAUACGCAUGUGGAUUAAUGUGGAUUCCUUAUGUAGUAGGAUGGUCCUUACUGGACGUCUAGUUUAGACAUAAUUUGUACUAGAUCACACACUGUAUGUGUUCUUUCUAAUUUAGAUAUUUGAUACUCCGUAAAGUGCCAACUCUUCGGCAAUUCAUCUGUGCUAUGAUCGUCUUGCUUUCACUGUUCAUUUGCCUCAUUCCCAAGAUAUUCACUUCUAUUGAUCCUGAAGCAGACAGUUCUGGUGGAGCUAGAGGGGUUGCAGGGAUCGUGUGGCCGCUGUGUUUUAUGCUUGGUUCU
This is a messenger RNA of Paramuricea clavata, 1481 nucleotides long. NCBI's taxonomy places the organism in Eukaryota, Metazoa, Cnidaria, Anthozoa, Malacalcyonacea, Plexauridae. The record is from the annotation of a GenBank genome assembly.